AAGAAGUUAGGUUAAGAGUAGGUUGUCAAAUGAGGAAAACUCGUGUAUUUUUCGGAGAUGAAAUUUAUUCGUUACGCAAUCAUAACAAAUAAUAUUUACAGCGGAAAUUAAACCCUUGGAAAUAUCCUUUAUCCCAAAUAUUUCGAAAUAAAAACUUGGUAAAAACAAUUGAUCAAAAUCCCAUGACAUUGUCAUCCUAAUAACAAUUUGGAAAACUCAAUUUCUGAUUGUCGCAUGGUAGAUAUUUGAAACCUAAUCCACCUGCACGACUGUAAUGGCUGCUUACAUAAAUCGCACAAUAUCUUUGAUGUCUGGGGAUGGACCCCACAAUAGAACCAUAGCUCCUAUAGUGGAUCCCAGAACUACCAGGCAGUUGACUGAUAAUUCACCUUUACAGAUUUUCGUUAAAGCCAAAAAGAAAAUCAAUGAUAUCUUUAUAGAAAUUGAGGACUAUGUGAAAGAUACAGUCGAGUAUAUGCACGAGAUCGAAAAACAAAAAGAGAUUGUAAACUCUGAAAAAGUCAAACAAACCGAGGAUUUUGUGAGCAGGGUUCAUGGUAUCAGAGAUGUACUCAGCAGAGAUCACAUGAAGGUUGCAUUUUUUGGCAGGACAUCGAAUGGAAAAAGCUCUGUCAUAAAUGCUAUGUUGAGAGAUAAAGUACUGCCAAGUGGAAUUGGACAUACAACAAACUGCUUCCUGCAGGUUGAAGGUUCUCCAACAGAUGAACCAUACCUAAUCCUCGAGGGUUCUGAGGAACAUUGUGCGGUUGAUUCAGUAGGUCAGUUAGCUCACGCUUUGUGCAAGGAGAAACUGAACGAAAACCAACUGGUACGAGUAUUUUGGCCAAGGAACAGAUGCUUGCUCUUGAGAGAUGAUGUUGUAUUUGUGGAUUCGCCAGGUGUUGAUGUCACACCGAAUCUGGACGAGUGGAUCGACAAGUACUGUUUGGAUGCGGACGUCUUUGUGUUGGUUGCUAAUGCUGAAUCCACACUUAUGGUUACGGAAAAAAAUUUCUUCCACAAAGUUUCUACUCGUCUGUCCAAGCCGAACAUUUUCAUUCUCAACAACAGGUGGGAUGCCUCUGCAAAUGAGCCUGAAUAUCUAGAUCAGGUGAAGAGGCAACAUCAAGACAGAGCUGUUGAUUUUCUGGUCAAAGAGCUCAAAGUGUGCUCCCAGAAAGAAGCAGACGAACGUAUCUUCUUCAUAUCUGCGAAGGAAGCCCUCCAAGCUAGAUUAGCCGAAAGGGGUCAGACGGCCACGACUCCUUUCACUGAAGGAUUCCAAACCAGAUAUUUCGAGUUUCAAGAUUUCGAAAGGAAGUUCGAAGAAUGUAUAUCGAAAAGCGCGGUCAAAACGAAGUUCGAACAACACUCGCAGAGGGGUAAACUCAUAGCCACCCAGUUGCGCGAGAUUCUUGAUAGUAUAUACAGCGACGCCCAGAAAUUGAGGGAUGAUAAAUUGAAUAAGAGGAAAGAAUUGCAGGAUAAAAUAAACUACACGGAGCAACAACUGAUGAUUAUUACCCAAGAAAUGAAACAGAAGAUCCACCAUAUGGUGGAAGAUGUCGAACAGCGGGUCUCCAAAGCCCUCAAUGAUGAAAUAAGACGUUUGAGUACUUUGGUGGACGAGUUCAACCUACCCUUCCACUCUGACGCUUUAGUUUUGAACGUUUACAAGAAGGAACUUCAUUCUCAUGUCGAGGCGGGGUUGGGCUCUAACUUGAGGGCCAGAUUAUCAACGGCCCUAGCCAUGAACAUGGAGGCAAGCCAGAGGGAGAUGACGGAGAGGAUGGAGAGCAUAAUACCGGAUAAGAACAAGGCCAACGCCUCCUUGAUUCUACCCCGAAGACAACCGUUUGAGAUUUUGUACAGGCUGAACUGCGAUAACCUCUGCGCCGAUUUUCACGAGGAUUUGGAAUUUAGGUUUUCCUGGGGUUUGACGUCUAUGAUCCAAAGAUUUGCUAGCGGUGGAUCAGGUCUGUUGACGCUUAAGAACAAGAAGGACAGCCCCCAUAAUUCUAUAGUGCCAAGCACUCCCACCGACAUGGUGGAUACGAGUAGACUUUUUUACCAGCCUUCCGUAGCAGACGAUUGGUCUCUUAUUUCAAGAAUAGCGAUGCUUGGAGUCAGUUCGCAGGGUACCAUGGGCGGUUUACUACUGGCUGGUUUUCUCUUCAAAACCGUCGGUUGGAGGAUAGUUGUUGUCACUGGUGGUAUAUACGGUUGUCUUUACCUGUACGAGAGGCUGACAUGGACAAAUAAGGCCAAGGAGAAGUCUUUCAAAAAGCAAUAUGUCGGACAUGCGACCAGGAAGUUGAGGAUGAUCGUGGACUUAACAUCUGCCAACUGCAGUCACCAGGUUCAACAAGAACUGAGUGGUACCUUUGCGAGGUUAUGCCACUUGGUGGACGAAGCUACUGGUGACAUGGACACGCAAUUGAAGAAGCUAGAACACGAGGCCGCCACCCUUGAAAACGCUGCCAGUAGAGCGAAAGUUCUUAGAAAUAAGGCCAAUUAUUUGGCGCAUGAAUUGGAACUUUUCGAAGACGCUUAUUUGAAAACUCACCAUUGAUGAGCGCGGUUGCAUAGUAGUUUUUAUAUUGUUAUAUCAUUAAGAUUCAAAUGUCUGAAGUAAUAAUUAUUUAUUGAUUAUACAUUUCCGAAGAAAAGACUCUAUUAAAUCAAUUAUGACCAGGAAUUAUUUGGACAUACAGAUUAAUUUAAAAAAACCAAAUAAAACAAUCUUAACUCAUUGAAAUAUGAUGAACAGAUAAUACAUAUUCUCGAAAUUCGAGAGCUCUCAGUAUCUUCUAUCAAAAUUCAAUCACAUAUUCAGAUAAGGUAAAUAACAUCUAACAAAUGUUAUUGUUACUCUUAUUUCUAUUCAAAUGAAUCAAUUGAUGAAAGUUACCAUAUAUUUUCGAGUUUUUCAAUAUAUUUCUAAAUUUAUCCCUAUAAGGAACGAAAAUUUUCAAUCGAUUAUAGUGUGUUGUUGGAUCUUAAAUUUUUUUUAAUAAUCAGAAUGUUGCAUUGUUUACUAUUCUCGCGAUAAUCUGAAAUCGUUGGUUGAUGAUGAAAGAAUUCAUUCAACUAUUCUGAAUUAGAUUUCUAGCUAGAAGUUGUUCGAAGUGAAAAAAAGUGAUUGACAAAGAAAAAUAUACAAAUAACUGAAAUUUUCCCAUCAUUUGUGUAUAAUUAGUUUGUUGAUGUAAAUAAAUGAAAUUCUUGUUUUAA
This is a messenger RNA of Coccinella septempunctata (seven-spotted ladybird), 3234 nucleotides long. It is a transcript of the gene Marf, whose product is annotated as transmembrane GTPase Marf. Gene Ontology annotation, biological process: mitochondrion localization; mitochondrial fusion. The transcript has 9 exons. The record is from RefSeq and is a predicted model, not a curated record. Lineage: Eukaryota; Metazoa; Arthropoda; Insecta; Coleoptera; Coccinellidae. The coding region runs from base 275 to 2572 and encodes 765 amino acids. Gene Ontology annotation, molecular function: GTP binding; GTPase activity. Gene Ontology annotation, cellular component: mitochondrial outer membrane.